This is a messenger RNA of Lathyrus oleraceus (garden pea), 2418 nucleotides long. RefSeq names its product MAR-binding filament-like protein 1. Bases 221 to 2131 code for a protein of 636 amino acids. The record is from RefSeq and is a predicted model, not a curated record. The transcript has 18 exons. Lineage: Eukaryota; Viridiplantae; Streptophyta; Magnoliopsida; Fabales; Fabaceae.
UUUUCAGCCGGAUGUUUUAUUAGAAAAUUGAAAAAAAUAAAAACAAAAAGAAGCUGCGCGAAAAUGCGUAAUAGUGCAUCAUCUUGUCGAAUCGUGGCGUAGUCCCUUGGAUUUUUACCAUUUUCCACGCAAACCCUUUUCACGAUAAACGGUAUCUUCGUCGUUUCUUUCCAUUGUUUUUGGUUUUUCUUUUUCCAAUUCCACCAACCAAAUCUUCAGAAUGGCUGAGGGUAUCAAUGAUGAAUCUUUGCUGGCUCGAAUUCGAGUACUGGAACAUGAACGUGAUGAAUUACGCAAAGAUAUUGAACAGCUAUGCAUGCAGCAAGCUGGGCCUGCCUAUCUUGCUAUCGCUACCCGAAUGCAUUUUCAAAGGACAGCUGGCUUGGAACAGGAGAUUGAGAGCUUGAAAAAUAAGUUGGCUUCAUGCACAAGAGACAGUCUAAAUCUACAAGAGGAGCUUUCUGAGGCUUACAGAAUUAAAAGUCAACUGGCAGAUCUACACAGUGCCGAGGUGUCGAAGAAUAUGGAAGCCGAGAAGCAAGUUAAAUUUUUCCAGGGCUGUGUAGGUGCUGCAUUUGCUGAAAGGGAUCAUGCAAUAAUUGAGGCUGAAAAGGCCAAGGAAAAGGAGGAGGCGAUGUCACAACAGAUAGAUGGUUUCCUCAAAAGGAUAGAAGAACUCACCUCAGUCUGUCUUAAGCAAAAGGAAUUUCAUGAUGCUCUGCAGAGUGAUCAAGCAAUGUAUACAGAGCAAAAUGAAAAAUUUAAGAAGGUAAUUAAUAAGUUCUUUCAGAUCAGGCAAUAUUCCCAGAAAGAAUGUGAUGAUACAAGUUGGGAUGUUAAAUGUAGAUGUCUUUUGGAUGACUCUGAGGAAUUAUGGAGUUUCAAUGAUGCUUCCACUUCUAAAUACAUUAGUGCAUUAGAAGAGCAGCUGGACAAAGUAAACAAUUCGGUGGAAUAUCUUCAAAGUAAACUUAGGGUGGGCUUGGAAAUUGAAAACCAUCUAAAGAAGAGAGUCAAUUUAAUGGAAAAGAAGCAAAUUUAUAUGAACAAAGUGAUUGAGAAUGGCAUAGAAGACUUAAAACACCAUCAUUUUAACUAUAAGGAUCAUAUUAUGAAUUUACUUAAAGAUGGGGAAUCCACUAUUAAAUCCAUAAUCAAUGAGAUUGAUGAAAGGAUCAGGAAGUUCAAUAAGAAUAUUGAGCCAAAUUUGGUCCCUCAAAGAGACACAGAAGUAGAACAGAAUGAAUGUGGGGAUGCAGACAUAAGCCCACAAGAUGAAACUGUUUCACAGUCCAAGAGUAGUGGCCUUGGCUCACUGGCAGUAAAAACUGAUGGACAAGGUGAUUCAUCUGAUGCUUUAGCAAUGGCGUUGCAACAAAAGGUUGAUACAUUAUUGCUGUUAUCACAGCAAGACGAAAGACAUCUAUUGGAGAGAAAUGUGAAUUCAGCCCUUCAAAUAAAGAAUGAAGAACUUAAAAGGAACUUGUUACAGGUUACUAAUGAAAAGGUGAAAGCUCUAAUGGAUUUGGCACAAUUAAAGCAGGAACAUCAAUUACUUCUAGAAAAAUUAGCUCAUGAGAGUAAACAAGGAGUUGACGGUGGAGAAAGAAAACUUGUUAUCCGUGAAAGUGAUGGAACUCUAAAAAACUUGCUGAAGAAAUCAUAUUUGAGACGAUGGAUUGACCCACUGGACGCUAGAGGAAAAGAGGUUGUCAGUAAUUCAAAUAAUGAAGGGAGGUUCAUCAGAUCCAACAGUGUGGAUUUUGCAAGAAUGAAGAUUGAAAAUGCAACACUUCAAGAAAGCAUGGAUAGCAUGGAGCGUUUAACUUCGUCAAUUCAUAGGCUUCGCCUCUCUCUUUGGAAGGUGAAGGAGUCUGUGACUUCCGAAGGUACAGUUUCUGGUGUUUCAGAAGCCCUAAACGGUGUUCUCAACGAGGCAAAACUUUUAAGGACUGCUCUUGGCAGCUCCUUACCAAUUAGUUCGUCAGUUAAGACAGAAGUUAGUUACAUUAGACAUAGUGAGGGCGUCCAUCAGGAAUGCAGUGACGAGAAGAUAGACACUGUUUCUGCUGCCGGGCUUGAAAUGGUGGAGCUUUUGAUUUUUGCCGCUCAGAUGCUGAGGGACAUGUAAACCACUCUGGUUGCUGAUAUAGAAGUCUCUGAAGAGCUGCUCAUUAUUAUGGUGACUGGUGCAUGUGCUGUUCUCUUUAAUGGGUUUGAUGCUUGUAUUUUCAGAUCUUCUUUUAAGGCCCGCGGUCCACACUAAUCAGGCAGGGUGAUGAUGAAAAUUCAAAGGAUACGGUCAUAUUAUAUGCACAUGAUACUGUAAAUUUAUAACCCUCAUCGCUAAGUUAUAGAAUACCACAAUACACGCACUAUUAUCACAUUCUUGGAGGCGAAUACAUUAUUGAGAUUUAA